AUGGGAGCUUGCGCUCUAGAGCUGGUUUCGCACGCAAAUGCUCAAGGAAUCGAUUUGAAUAGUAUGUAUAAACUGUUUGAGGAGCUAGGCAAGGCGAUGGGCUGGGACGAAAUCGGACGGCAGAAAUUAACGGGACAGCUCAUUUCUCAGAGAAAUUCCCAACGGGCAUUCUCCUUCCUCGAACUUGCGGCGCUGUUUGGCUUAUGGCAGUAUGUUCUGCCGCGGAUAGUGAAGUCUUCACACGACGAACGCAAUUCGCUUCUGAAUCUACUCUUGAAUGUAGCGGAGGAAGUACCUUUACUACCAUCUUCCAACGAGGUUAUCUCUGCUUUACUACAUCUGGGCGCAAAAGCGGACGGUAAUAUGACUGUUAGGACUCGCCUGAUCAUGUGUAGGGCUAUGGAAGACACUAAUUUGGGGAAGAGGAAACUUGAGGAAUUCGAGAGCGGAUUUUCUGAUGAUGACCUUGACGAGGAGAGCGAGGAAGAUGAGGUCCAGGAAGUUACGAGAGCAGAGUUUAUUGCCAAAAGGGUGAGGUACGCGGCGGAUUAG
Molecule: messenger RNA, 552 nt
Organism: Glarea lozoyensis ATCC 20868
Lineage: Eukaryota; Fungi; Ascomycota; Leotiomycetes; Helotiales; Helotiaceae
Exons: 1
Coding region: 1-552 (183 amino acids)
Source: RefSeq, a predicted model, not a curated record